Molecule: messenger RNA, 3162 nt
Organism: Hypomesus transpacificus
Lineage: Eukaryota; Metazoa; Chordata; Actinopteri; Osmeriformes; Osmeridae
Gene: p3h1
Product: prolyl 3-hydroxylase 1
Exons: 15
Coding region: 84-2750 (888 amino acids)
Biological process (GO): collagen metabolic process
Cellular component (GO): endoplasmic reticulum
Molecular function (GO): L-ascorbic acid binding; procollagen-proline 3-dioxygenase activity; iron ion binding
Source: RefSeq, a predicted model, not a curated record
GCCAAAACUUUCAGCCCCACUCUUAACCGAACCGACUGCUCAAUUCCAGACCACCAUCUCAUGUAGGGGGCCCAUUUUCUAGAAUGGAGUGCCGUUUAGUAUUUUUAAGUGCUUUCCUCAUCCCAUUUUGCAUGUCCGACGUGCAACUGAGUAGUAAUAUUAUCCUGGAGCCAUAUGAUAUUCUAUUUGACACAGCGGUGGAAGCAUAUUAUAAGGGGGACUGGAUGUCGGUUAUCCUUAAUAUGGAGAGGGCGCUUCGGAACAAGGCUGCUAUACGAAGGGUGAGGGCACAUUGUCGGAUAACCUGUGCCAACCAAAGCGCAUUUGGCGAACCCCUGCCCGGCUUUGGGGUUCCGAUACCUGGUGCUGGCUCUGUGGAAGACCUUGGAUUCUUCCAGAAAAUUUUGAAAAGGGCUGACUGUGUUCAUUCCUGCGAAAGUGAAAAGAUUGGGCCAUCUACUGUCCACAAAGUCAGCGAAGAUGUGGAACUUGAAUUUAGAAAGAGGACCCCUUACAAUUACCUCCAAGUCGCAUAUUUCAAGAUCAAUAAACUGGAUAAGGCAGUGGCAGCAGCAAACACGUUUUUCUUGGCCAACCCGGACCACAUGGAGAUGAGACAGAACCUGGACUACUAUAGGAUGAUGGCAGGGGUACAGGAGGAGGACUUCAAAGACCUUGAGGCCAGGCCUCACAUGGCAGAGUUCCUUGAAGGGAAGCGGGUCUACAGCGCCGACAGGUUUGCUCCGGCCAUCGACCACUUUGAGGCGGCCGUAGAGGAGUACUUCAUCGCCGACAAGGAGUGUCGAGUGCUGUGCGAGGGUGCCUACGACUACGAUGGUUAUAACUACAUGGAGUACAGCUCCGACCUGUUCCAGUCCAUGACAGAGCACUACAUGCAGGUGCUGAGCUGUCAGCAGCGCUGCUCUGUAGAGCUGGCCACCACGGCCGGCAGAGAUAAACCCUUUGAGGAUUUCCUCCCCUCCCACUUCAACUACCUCCAGUUCUCCUACUACAACAGUGAGAAGUAUGCAGAGGCUAUAGAGUGUGCUAAGACUUUCCUGCUGUUCCACCCUGAGGAUGAGGUGAUGAACCAGAACCUGGCAUACUACUCUGUCAUGCUGGGGGAGGAUAAGGCAGCCACCCUCUCUGCCAAACAGGUGGUGAAACAGCACAUCCAACAGUCCCUACUGGAGAAAGAGCUGCUGUACUUUGGCUAUGAAGUGUUUGGAAUAACUUUUGUUGAUCCGGAUGCAUGGACCCCUGCUGAGGUCAUGCCCUUAAAACUGAGAGAGAAGCAGAAGGCAGACAAGGAGACAGCAGCUAGGAUCACAGAGGAGAUUGGUAAUCUGAUGAAGGAGAUUGAGACUCUCGUGGAUGAGAAGAACAAGGACUCAACAGACCUGGCCAAGAUUGUACAGGAAGGUGGCCCGCUGCUGUACGAUGACAUCAAAGUGACCAUGGUCUCCAAGCAGCUGAACGGGUCUCAGCGCGUGCUGCUGGAUGGAGUCAUCACAGAGGACGAGUGCAGAGAGCUCCAUCGGCUUUCUAACGCGGCAGCGCUGAAAGGUGACGGGUACAGGGGCCGCCCAUCCCCCCACACUCCCAGUGAGAUGUUCCAGGGGGUCACUGUCCUCAAGGCUCUGAAGCUAGGGCAGGAGGGCAAGGUGCCCCUGAAGAGUGCCCGCCUGUUUUUUGACCUAAGUGAAAAGGUGCGUCAGAUCCUGGAAUCCUAUUUCCGCCUGGACAGCGCUCUCUACUUCUCCUACUCCCACCUGGUGUGCCGCUCCGCUAUUGACGAGAAGCAGGAAGACCGGGAAGAACUGAGUCAUCCAGUCCAUGUAGACAACUGCCUACUGAUCUCAGAGCUCAACGAAUGCAUCAAAGAGCCCCCUGCGUACACACACAGAGACUACAGUGCCAUUCUCUACCUGAAUGAUGACUUUGAGGGAGGAGACUUCAUCUUCACUCAGCUGGAUGCCAAAACUGUCACUGCGGAGGUGCGUCCCCAGUGUGGCCGUGUGAUUGGCUUCGAGGCAGGAAAGGAGAAUCCCCAUGGUGUUAGAGCAGUCACCAAGGGCCAGCGGUGUGCUGUGGCCCUCUGGUUCACUCUGGACCCCAUCCACCAGGAAAAGGAGAGAAUCCAAGCUCAGGAACUGCUGAAAAUGUUUUCCAGUCCUGUCGAUGCAGAGUUUAUGGGAACAGGGACUCCAGACAAGGCGAAGGAGACCAAAUUAGCAGCCCAAUCUGAGAGCUCAGAGCCACAGGCCACACCUCCUGACCAGGCCACACCCAUAGUCCACGACCAGCCAGAGCAAGAACAGGGGGGGAAACCAGAAGAGCAGAAGCCUCAGGAAACUAAAGACUCACAUACUGAAAAACCAGCUGAUAAACCAGUGGACAAGCUAGAGGAUAAAACAGUUAAAGUGGAAGAAAAAGCCAAAGUGAGGGUCACAAGCAAAACGAAAGCCAAACCAUCCUCUGCAUCAAAGCCUAAAGCUACAGCUAAAACAACAGCCAAAGUAGGAAAAGAAGCAAAGCCCAAAUUGUCUGACAAGACAAAGGCAGCUAAACCUGCAGCAAAAACAAACAGCACACAGGCUAUCAAAACGAAACCCAAGCAGGUGGACAAGAAGGAGCAGAAGCCGAAAGCAAAGAAGACAGAGAAAGCCUCUGUCAAAAAGGACCCCAAGGUCCCUAAAACUGAUAUCAAACUAGAGUCCGACUCACAGAAAAACAAAGUAGAGCUGUGAUCCAAGCAACACAUGUGACUGUUACAAUGAGUGGUACAUUUGUUUUACCUUUGGAAUAAGUUCUGAAGGUUUACUCUGUGGAUUUAUUUCUAGUUGUUUUCUAAUAAAACCAUAGGUUGUUGAUAAUAAAAGCCAUACAUGGACUGCAGUAUCAUGGUUUGCAGGGUCACAAAAGUGCCUUCAGUGAUGAACCAUCUUUCAAUGGCAAUCACCUCUAUCACAGACUCCUAGACUAUCACCGUUUUUUAUAUUUUGUCAUGUCUUCAGCAGUUGUUGUUCAUGAAAUGCUUGAAAUGUACUAUUAGUACAAUUUUCUUCCUGUUUCAGGAAUUAAUACAAUUGUUAUGAUGCCCACUCUGGAAAAUAAUACAAAAAACAUACAACUUGAUCAAAAUAAAAGCCCUGUUUUUAA